Molecule: messenger RNA, 1061 nt
Organism: Carica papaya (papaya)
Lineage: Eukaryota; Viridiplantae; Streptophyta; Magnoliopsida; Brassicales; Caricaceae
Product: GEM-like protein 4
Source: RefSeq, a predicted model, not a curated record
CUCAACUUUUGGUGAACAACAUGUAUAGCUUUUUAUGACUUUAUUCAUCAUGAUGCACAAUGAAUAAAUUAAAGUCCCGAUUCACACCAACUUUAUUUAUUUUGUUAGUUGUUCCUUCAAAUGCACUAGCUCAUAGCGCACACACACGCACACACACACAUAUAUAUAUCAUCCUCUUCCUCACUCAUCUUCCAUCCCAAACGAGGAAUUAUACAUAAGCUGUUGAGGAAAUAUCCCAGCUAGCAUGAUGAUUCCAAUUAGGACGAUGUCAAUGGCAUACCAAGUGCAGAGGCAGCCAAAGCAACUGUUACUUCAAUCAUCAAACCAACAAAAUCUUUCUACACAAGGUUCUGCAACUUGCAAAACAAAGAAAAAAUUAGAUUCAGUGCUGAAGCGAAUAAACAAAUUAGGGAAGUCAGCAGACAAAAUCAUACAUGCGGUUCAAAAACAUGUGAAACUGGCGGUGAAAGAGAAGUUGAGAAGCGUGGGAGUGGGUGGAAUGGAGAAAGUGUUCAAGGAGGCUUUUAAUGUUGGCGAAGGAGAAAGAUUGACGAAGGAUAGUUGUUGUGAAUGUUAUUUAUCAACUACAGCCGGUCCCAUUGCAGGCCUUCUCUUCAUCUCCACCCAUAAGCUUGCUUUUUGCAGUCAUACCUCCGUAUCUUUCUCUUCUCUUAAAGGAGAUUCUCUUACACUCCAAUAUUACAAGGUGUUGAUUCCAUUAAGAAAGAUAAAGAGAGUGAAUAUUAGUGAGAAUGUGGAAAAGCCAUCGCAAAAGUACAUUGAGAUCGUUACAGUGGAUGAUUUUGACUUCUGGUUUAUGGGUUUCUUAGACUAUCAAAAAGCCUUCAAGCGACUUCACCGUGCAAUUUCUCAAUUACCAUGAUUAAGUAAUGCCAGAACAUUUGUAAUUAGGGGCGGACCAAUCUUAAUUUAUCCUCAACAUCAUAUGUAUUUAUAUGUGUGUGUAUAUAUAAUACAUACAUAUGCAUUCGUAUGUUGAUUUUGCCAACUCAUUGUGUAAAUUCUCUCAUGAUAUACAAUGUUUAAGUUACCUGGGGUUA